AUGCAACUUCCAGCAUUAGACGGGACUCUCUCUUUCGAGAGCGUUGUGGACUUCCACCUCGCUCACAAUGCUGAUCACACGUAUGCUGUGUUCCCCGCUGCGGACACUGCAUCCGAGACCUCGAAGGUAUCAUUCUUGGGAUGGGGACGAGCGGUUCAUCGCGCUGCUUAUCGCCUGAGACCUAGCAAAAAUCAUGGCAAGGGCGAGGUAGUAGCUCUGAUCGCCAACUGCGACACACUAUUGUACACGGCUGUCCUCAUGGGCAUGAUCAGAGGUGGACUUACUCCUUUCCCUAUAUCGCCUCGUAACUCGGGGCCAGCCGUGUGCAGCAUGCUCGAGAAGACGAACUGCCACCGUCUGGUUGUCACAUCCUCCUCAGUCCAAGGCCUCAUUCAUGCUACCAAGGCUGAAUUGGAUUCCAAACGGUAUGACCUCCAAGUGGAAGAAAUACCGGCCUUGAAGGACUUGUUCCCGGACCUUGGCAACGAGGAUAGCUCUAGCGGCGACUUCGAACCUUAUCCAUCGCUCGAACGGCUCUCUCCCGACGAUGUCUUGAUUUAUAUUCAUUCGUCGGGUUCGACAGGGUUCCCUAAGCCAAUCGCCCAGACUGUACGCAUCAUCAAGGAUUGGUGUAACCAACCUCCUGCAAUGGACGUUCGCGGACUACAUGAAGAUCUCGUCCUCGGCGUGGCUGCUCUACCCGCUUUUCACACCUUGGGUUUCACGAUGCAGAUAAUCUUGCCUCUAAUUACCGGGAAACGUAUAGCGCUGUUCCACCAUCGUUUCCCUGAGCCUCCGGUCAAUCCUAAUCCUGACAACACUCUGGAAGCACUGAGGCUCACGGGAUCUAAUUGCGUUAUUGCCGUACCAAGUUUCUUCGAGGCAUGGGCGAAUUCGAAGGAAGGCGUGGAGUUCCUCGCAUCCUGCGAGUUUGCGGCGUCCUCUGGCGGCCCAUUAUCCUCUAAAGUCGGUGACUACCUCGUCUCUCAAGGCGUAAGAUUGGUGUCAUUGUACGGCGCUACGGAGAUGGGAAUUCCCAUGUCCAUUUUACCCGACGCAAACGGAAAGGCUCCAGAGGACUGGCAAUAUAUAGCUAUAACUGAGCGCUCAUUACCGCGGUGGAUCCCUCAGGGCGAUGGCUCUUAUGAACUGCAGAUGUUGAAUACGGACACGCACCAUGUAGCCAAGAUCAACCUCGCAGACGUCGAUGGGUAUGCGACAUCUGACGUCUUCGUCAAGCACCCGACUAAAGAAAACUUGUGGAAAGUUGUAGGCAGAAGUGACGAUGUUCUAAUCCUCGCCAAUGGCGAGAAAACUGUUCCAGGGCCUUUGGAAGGCAUGAUCCUCGCGCAUCCUAUGGUCCAGGGGGCAAUUAUGUUCGGCCGCGAACGCAACCAAGUCGGCGUUCUGGUUGAGCCAAAGGCUCAGUAUGCCUUUGACCCGAGUGAUCAAGCAGCCCUAGCAGCCUUCCGAAACAGCAUUUGGCCCGCGGUUGAGGAAGCGAACGACACAGCGCCUGCGUUCAGUCGUAUCUUCAAGGAGAUGAUCCUCGUGACGUCGCCCUGGAAGCCCAUGAUGCGUGCACCGAAGGGUACUGUCAUGCGCAAGGCCACCCUGAACGAGUACGCACAGGAGAUUGAAGACCUUCUGAGCGCAACGUUCCUCAGAAACCGCAUCAUCGGCGCCCUCCGCUCCUCGGAGUCUCCGUCUGCGAAACAAGCAGCUUCACAAGUCAACCAGAACAUAGUGUUUGCGAACCCGACCAUCAAACAGCUCGCCAAUAAGCUCGUGUCUCUGGUUGACCCCCAGGCUGCCGAUGCAAGCAGUCAUGAUCCGGCGGCGGAGAUGAUCGACAUGAUAGCCAAGUACAGCGCCACCUUAGCGGGCCCGAAGGAACCCAAAGCUGUGGUUCUUUUGACCGGUUCUACAGGAACUCUAGGCACCCAUCUUCUAUUCCAGCUGCUGCGGAACGAGAACGUCGCGAAGGUGUAUGCAUAUAACAGGAAGUCUAGUGCCGCGAGUUCCUCGGAGAGGCAAAAGGCAGCCUUUGUCGACAAAGGGUUCGAUGCUGGUCUGUUGGAAGACGCUGUCGCACCACUAAAGGUCGAGUUCCUUGAAGGAGAUGCAGCGCACGAAAACCUUGGUCUGGACCCUGCAGUCUACGCAGAGCUGCAAAGAACUUGCACGCAUAUCAUUCAUAAUGCCUGGCGGCUGGACUUCAACCUUUCGCUGUCAUCCUUCGAGUCGCACGUCGCCGGCGUGCGCAGUCUCCUUGCUCUUUCUCUGUCUUCGCCCCAUUGGUCCCGCGUACGAUUCUUGUUCACGUCCUCCAUCGCAGUCUUGCAGCAUUGGGACACCGACAAGGGUCCAGCGCCCGAAGAAGGAGCUCUAGAUGCGAAAGUAGCUGUUGGUAAUGGAUAUGGCGAAAGUAAAUACGUGGCAGAACAGUUAAUCUUGAAAACACCUCUUCAAAGCACUUCAUUCCGUAUCGGCCAGAUAUCGGGGGGAGAGCCGUCAGGUUCUUGGGCACUGACGGAUUGGGUGCCUAUCAUGAUAAAAUCGUCGAUUGGUCUAGGGGCCUUGCCAAACUCCAAUGGCAUGGUCUCGUGGCUGCCAAUGCACAGUGUAGCACAGUCCAUCCUCGAUGUCGCGUUCACCCCUGAGGGCGGCAGGAUAUCUCGCACCUUGCAUUUGGUCCAUCCCAGGCCUGUACCCUGGACUAAUGUCAUCGCAGAAGGGCAAACAGCUGAGAGUACACAACAGGCCGUGCUACCGCUGGUACCUUUCGAUAAAUGGGUGGAGCUGGUGAAGAAGCGGUCGAACAAUCCCAGCAAGGAGGACCUCGAGAAAAUCCCCGCAAUCAAAUUGCUUGAGUUCUUCACGUACAUCGCUUCAGGCGAUCUCGAAGCAGAAAAGAAAGGUCUCCGGGAGUAUGAAAUGGGUAAUUGGGCCAGAUUGGCCACCACGGAGGCUGUUAAGGCAUGCGAGACCAUGAAAAACAUGCCGCAGAUUGGGAAGCGCGAUGUCGACAUGUGGAUAGACUAUUGGAUUAGCAAAGGUUUGUUCCAGUAG
This is a messenger RNA of Gloeophyllum trabeum ATCC 11539, 3072 nucleotides long. RefSeq names its product acetyl-CoA synthetase-like protein. The coding region runs from base 1 to 3072 and encodes 1023 amino acids. The record is from RefSeq and is a predicted model, not a curated record. The transcript is spliced from 16 exons. Lineage: Eukaryota; Fungi; Basidiomycota; Agaricomycetes; Gloeophyllales; Gloeophyllaceae.